Molecule: messenger RNA, 985 nt
Organism: Batrachochytrium dendrobatidis JAM81
Lineage: Eukaryota; Fungi; Chytridiomycota; Chytridiomycetes; Rhizophydiales
Exons: 5
Coding region: 8-898 (296 amino acids)
Biological process (GO): hydrogen sulfide metabolic process; glutathione metabolic process
Molecular function (GO): sulfur dioxygenase activity
Source: RefSeq, a predicted model, not a curated record
CAAAAACAUGCAGACUCCUACUCAAGUCAAAUGCUUCUUUGACUCAAAUGCCACAAACACUUGCCAGUAUAUUGUUUGGGAUAAAGAUACCAGCAAGGCUGCUAUCAUUGAUCCUGUUAUGGACUUUAGUCUGAUUAAUGGCAAUGUUACUUUUGAACAUGCCGAUGAGUUGCUUGCCUUUGUUAAAUCCAACAACCUUGAUGUUAUUUACAUCUUGGAAACUCAUGCUCAUGCAGAUCAUUUGACUAGUUCUCAGUAUCUCAAAAAGCGUCUUGCAUCUCACCCUCCUGUCUGUAUUGGUGUUGGUAUCACUCAAGUGCAAACUACUUUCAAAGAAUUCUACAAUCUCGACAAUUCUUUUGCUACGGAUGGUAGCCAGUUUGAUUAUUUGAUAAAAGACAAAGAAUCCCUUGCUCUGGGAAGUUUGAAUAUUGUGGCAUUGCAUACUCCUGGCCAUACACCUGAUCAUACUGCAUACCAAAUUGGGGAUGCUGUUUUUAUUGGAGACAGUUUGUUCAUGCCGGAUCUCGGAACUGCCAGAUGUGAUUUUCCUGGUGGAAGUGCCGAACAGCUCUACAAUAGUAUCCAAGAACGCUACUGGACACUUCCUCCUUCUACACGCGUGUUUAUUGGCCACGACUAUCCUAAUGGUCGCGAAGCAAGCUGGGAAACUACCAUUAAAGAACAGCAAAGUGCCAAUAAGCAUGUUAAUCUGUCUGUUGAAAAGUCUCAGUUUGUGCAGAUGCGCACCACUCGUGAUGCCACUUUGUCUACCCCAAAACUGCUGCAUUUCUCACUCCAAGUAAAUAUGCGUGCUGGCAAAUUUGAAGCUGUUGCUGGUAGCAAUCAAACGUUGAUGGUGAGAUAUCCUCUUCGCGUACCUGUCGGAUCUCUCUGAUGAAAUUGGUGUAGAUAUCUGGGAAUCAACCUCAACUCUUUACAUAUGCCCAAUAAACCAGUCAGUGUUUUUAUACCAAUUUUAUUU